Molecule: messenger RNA, 1342 nt
Organism: Belonocnema kinseyi
Lineage: Eukaryota; Metazoa; Arthropoda; Insecta; Hymenoptera; Cynipidae
Product: cytochrome b5-like
Exons: 3
Coding region: 338-736 (132 amino acids)
Cellular component (GO): membrane; intracellular membrane-bounded organelle
Molecular function (GO): heme binding
Source: RefSeq, a predicted model, not a curated record
UUUGGGUCCCAUUAAGUUUCAUGAAAUACGUUAACAAAGAUCUAACGAUGCAAAGAAAACUCACUUACAAUUGAUUUUUAAUCGACUUAAGACAUGAAUUUCAUAGUUAAACAACAGAGAACGAGGUAGUGACACCAGCGCUUUGGAUAACGAAUCCUAUUUGUGUUUUGAUAAACGUGAAAUCGUGCAAGAAACCUGCUGCUUUCGUUUUCAGACGAGCAGAACAAAAUUGGUGAGGAAAAAUAUUACGUUUCUGAAGUGCAACAAGUGAAUCUGCAGCUAAUUUACAGGAGCAUAUUUAUGCUUCUUCACAACUCAACAGGAGGGUAACAGCAAGAUGUCGAAAGUUUACUCUGCACUAGAGAUUUCUCGCCAUAAUUGUGAAAAAGAUAUAUGGAUUGUUAUUGAUGGAGGCGUCUAUGAUUUGACAAAAUUCCUGAAAGAGCAUCCAGGCGGUGAGGAGGUACUCUUAAACUUAGCAGGACAGGAUGGAACGAAAUGCUUUGCCGAAAUUGGUCACUCAGGGGAGGCUACAGCUCUUAGAGAAACUUUUAAAAUCGGAGUUAUCUCUUAUCUGCCUAGCAUCACUCCAGGAACGAUUGAAACAACAACGUUGCCAAUUUCAGACGACGACGGAGACGAUGACAAGGACUGGAAAUAUGAAGAACCCACGAAGGAAUCUUCACCAUAUUUACCGAUAUUUAUCUCAAUCAGCAUUCUCAUGAAGUCCCACUGAACAGCUAUAGCUAACUUCCAAGAAUUGCGACGUCACAACAGCUGAGCGAGCCGAGCGAGACGCGUCUAUAGUCGUCGCACCGAUCUGUUUCUUAAUUGUUUAAGUAGAUACUCUGUUCACCGAGUGAAUAACUAACUAGAUAACGCAAUAACCUAUUGACGCGCAUCUUUACGUAUUUGGGCGGAGAUACUGUCAAAGAAGAACUUGUCUAGAAGAAACUGUCCAAUAUUGGAGCAUGUACUUAAUUUUUUAUGACGUUUAUGGAGCGUGCGUGUCAAAUUUCUGAGAAAGGCUUCCAUAGUUGCACGCAAUGGACUUAAUUAAACCACGGAAUCAAAUAAUAAAUUCAGUAAUAAUGAUAUAUCAAAGAAAAGUUGCUUUUAUUUAAAAGAAACUGUCUUCUGGGCGUAAUUUUAUUUAUAAUAGAGGCUUUAUUUAGGUCAUAUUUAGCACUUCUCUUAAAUUUAUAAAGUGACUUGAUGUAAGCCCACAGUCGGGCUACAGACUACUUUUAAGAUUAUGCAGCGGCUUAAUGUUAGCCUAACGUCUAGCUAACAACUAGUUUCUAAACCAUGCGGUGACUUGAUGUUAGCCCAUAUUGUCGCC